AUGUCCGCCGCCGCCGUCCGCCGACUCGACUGGACAGUCCUGCCCCUCUGCGCCAUCGUGUACCUCCUCAACUUCCUCGACCGCUCAAACAUCGGAAACGCAAAAGUCGCCGGUCUCGCCAAAGACCUUCACCUGACGCCGCACCAGUACCUGGUCGCUUUGACAUGCACGUACGUGCUCUAUAUCGUGUUCGAGCUGCCUUCGAACCUGCUCCUCAAAAAGGUUGGAGCGCAUUUCAUGCUCCCGGGAAUGGUGACUCUAUGGGGCAUUUGCUGCUGCAUGACGGGCUUUGUCCAGAAUUACGGAGGACUGGUUGCAGCGCGUCUCAUCCUCGGCAUGCUGGAGGGCGGAGUUUUCCCCGGACUCGUACUCUACCUCUCCUCCUUCUACCGCCGGCACGAGUUGCAAACCCGCAUCUCGCUCUUCUUCUCCGCCGCGUCGCUUUCGGGCGCUUUCUCAGGCUUGCUGGCUGCGGCAAUCAUCAAUCUCGACGGAAAAGGCGGCCAGGAGGGCUGGCGCUGGAUCUUCUUCCUCGAAGGCGGAUUCACCGCCCUCUUCGGCAUCCUCCUCUUCUUCCUCCUCCCCGGCUCGCCCUCAACCUCGCGCUUCCUGACCGCCGACCAAAAAGCCCACAUCGAGCGUCGCCUCAAACUCGAUUCGCCUGCUGGAACGACCGACUUUGAGGAGGCAUUCAGCUGGAGGGAGGUUAGGAAGGCGGCGACGAUGUUCCUCAAAUCCCUCUCGACCGCCGUGCGCUACGUCUCGCUCUUCCUCGCCAUCACCAGCGUGUACAGUACCGCGCCUGCACUUGUGACGUGGCUGCCGAACAACUCGGCCGGUCACUACCGCAAAGCUACGGCGGUCGCUUUGGGGUUCAUCAUGACUAAUAGCGGUGGCAUUGCGUCCACCUGGCUCUUCCCGACGAACGAAGGACCUCGCUACUACAAAGCCACCUCCGUCCUAAUCUCCAUGACCCUCGUCGUCGCCCUCUUCGCCUUCCUCAACCUCCUCUACCUCCGGCGGGAGAAUGCGAAGAAGGCCGAAUUGCGGGAGGCGAAUGGAGGAGAGGUUGAUGCGGAGAGUUGGAGGGAGAAGGGGGAUAGACAUGAGCAUUUCGUGUAUAGCAUGUAG
Molecule: messenger RNA, 1131 nt
Organism: Rhodotorula toruloides NP11
Lineage: Eukaryota; Fungi; Basidiomycota; Microbotryomycetes; Sporidiobolales; Sporidiobolaceae
Product: MFS transporter
Exons: 13
Coding region: 1-1131 (376 amino acids)
Biological process (GO): transmembrane transport
Cellular component (GO): membrane
Molecular function (GO): transmembrane transporter activity
Source: RefSeq, a predicted model, not a curated record